Molecule: messenger RNA, 7700 nt
Organism: Pantherophis guttatus
Lineage: Eukaryota; Metazoa; Chordata; Lepidosauria; Squamata; Colubridae
Gene: KLHL3
Product: kelch like family member 3
Biological process (GO): renal sodium ion absorption; protein K48-linked ubiquitination; monoatomic ion homeostasis
Cellular component (GO): cytosol
Molecular function (GO): protein binding
Source: RefSeq, a predicted model, not a curated record
UGUUUCUGGGUCGCGGGCCCCGGAGGUUGCUCCGCCGCCGCCGCCCCUUGUUGGGAGACGCUGCCUCUAGUGAAUCUUCUCCCUUUAUUAGGGGAGAGGCGGUGCCGUUUGCGCUGGGUGACUUUUUAUUUUUUAUUUUUUAAAUCACGGGUUCAUUCAUCGCGAAUCUCUUUCAUCAGUUUUACAAACCCCCUUACACACACACACACACACACACACACACACACACACACACACACACACACACUUCCUGUCUCCGGUGUCCCUUCUUUGAAAGUGUCUCCUUCUCUCCCUUCCGUUCCUCUGGCGAGCCUCGACGCGCAAUUUCUAGGGUCUCCUUCGAAAGCGGUAGUCAUUUUGGCAAGCCGAUUCCUUUCCGGCGGGGCAAACUUCGUGCUCCGAGUUUUAAUACGCUCGUCGGAAAGAUGCAUCAAGAGGUGCCCCCAAACACCUGAGGCAGAUGGAGAUAAGGAUCAGCGGACAGUGACCAUCAAUCCUUGUCAUAUGGGAAAGGCAUUCAAAGUCAUGAAUGAAUUAAGGAGCAAGCGGCUUCUUUGCGACGUGGUAAUUGUUGCUGAAGAUGUUGAAAUCGAAGCCCACCGUAUUGUCCUAGCAGCUUGCAGUCCAUAUUUCUGUGCAAUGUUUACAGGAGAUAUGACGGAAAGCAAAGCAAAGAAGAUAGAGAUCAAAGACGUUGAUGGACUAACCUUAAGCAAACUAAUUGAUUAUAUCUACACAGCAGAGGUAGAGGUCACAGAAGAGAAUGUCCAGGUUUUACUGCCAGCUGCCAGCUUGUUACAGCUAAUGGAUGUUCGACAGAACUGUUGUGACUUUCUUCAGUCUCAGCUCCACCCCACAAAUUGCCUUGGAAUUCGCGCCUUUGCAGAUGUGCACACCUGCACAGAAUUAUUGCAACAGGCCAAUGCCUAUGCAGAGCAGCAUUUUCCUGAAGUGAUGCUUGGUGAAGAAUUUCUUAGCCUAAGCUUGGACCAGGUUUGCAGCUUGAUAUCAAGUGACAAGCUCACAGUGUCAUCAGAGGAAAAGGUCUUUGAAGCUGUCAUUUCGUGGAUUAAUUAUGACAAAGAAUCUCGCUUGGAACACAUGGCAAAGCUGAUGGAGCAUGUUCGUCUUCCUCUCUUGCCCAGAGACUACCUUGUGCAGACAGUUGAAGAAGAAGCUUUAAUCAAGAAUAAUAAUACAUGUAAAGACUUCCUCAUUGAAGCCAUGAAAUAUCACUUGCUUCCUCUGGAUCAGAGACAGCUGAUAAAAAAUCCUAGAACCAAGCCAAGGACUCCAGUCAGUUUGCCAAAGAUAAUGAUUGUGGUGGGUGGGCAGGCACCAAAAGCCAUUCGAAGUGUAGAGUGUUACGACUUUGAGGAGGAGCGAUGGGAUCAGAUUGCUGAACUUCCUUCUCGGAGAUGCAGAGCAGGGGUGGUAUUCAUGACAGGCAAAGUCUAUGCGGUGGGAGGUUUCAAUGGCUCUUUGCGAGUUCGGACAGUCGAUGUGUAUGAUGCAGUGAAAGAUCAGUGGACAUCUAUAGCUAGCAUGCAAGAAAGGCGAAGCACUUUAGGAGCUGCUGUGCUCAAUGAGCUCCUGUAUGCUGUUGGUGGAUUUGAUGGAAGUACUGGUCUGGCAUCUGUGGAGGCUUAUAAUUAUAAGGUCAAUGAAUGGUUUUUUGUGGCGCCUAUGAACACAAGAAGAAGCAGUGUUGGAGUUGGAGUUGUAGAGGGUAAACUCUACGCUGUUGGUGGAUAUGAUGGAGCAUCACGCCAGUGCCUUAGUACUGUGGAGCAGUAUAAUCCAUCUACAAAUGAAUGGUCUUACGUUUCUGAUAUGAGUACUCGGCGCAGUGGUGCAGGGGUUGGUGUUCUUAGUGGUCAGCUAUUUGCUACUGGAGGGCAUGAUGGUCCUUUGGUGAGAAAAAGCGUGGAAGUGUAUGACCCUGGAACAAAUACAUGGAAACAAGUAGCAGAUAUGAAUAUGUGCAGAAGAAAUGCAGGUGUGUGUUCAGUGAAUGGACUUCUUUAUGUAGUUGGGGGAGAUGAUGGCUCUUGCAAUUUGGCCUCUGUAGAAUACUAUAAUCCUGUCACUGACAAAUGGACACUAUUGCCAAGCAACAUGAGCACUGGAAGAAGUUAUGCAGGUGUAGCUGUGAUCCAUAAACCAUUGUGACACCCAUUUGUGUGAAUGCAACACAAGAAAUGAUGUCUGUCUAGUUGUGUUUUGGAAGACACGGGGGAUUUUUAAUUGCCAUACUAACGCCGCACUUCUAGUCUGACAAGCAUAUAUAAUAAGAGCAUCCCUUUCUUCUCAACAUGCCACUGCUGGGAACAAAUUCCAGAAAUAAGGUGUUGCUUAUUUUGUGGGUGUUCUGUUCUGUUUUUGUGUGAGCUGUUUUAUGUACAGCCAGGAUUGAGAUUGAAGUGAAUUUCUCAAGAAAGAGGAAAUGUUUCUCUACAGCUUGUGACUGGGAGAAACUUUUUUAAAAGAAUUCUUUACUACUGACAGUGAAUUAAGUAUUAGACGUAAUUUUUUACUUGGUUAUAAAUACUUAAUUACACCCACAGAAACUAGAAAAACUGUCAGGGAAGCCGACCCGAAGUUUAUUUGCUGUAUUGUAUCCAAUCUGUGUACAUAUCCUAUUUGACUACUGUAAAUGUAUAAUUUUGGGUGCUGGAAGUAUCCACUGUAUGAUUUUUCUCUUGUGGCAAAAACCCAGAUUCAUCAAAUUGGCUUGAUGAGCCAAGUAGUGUGUUUCUCUGAACUUCAAAUGCCCAAACACCAGAAACACCGUUGAAAUGCAGUGUUCCACUGCUUUUUGAACAGACUUUUUUUUUUCUCAAGGUUGACUUUGGUGGAGUGGAGUGAUGGGGAAAUGUAAUAUAUUCGUUGGCAACAAUUGAAAAACUAAUCAGAAAAAGCAAGCUGAACCUGCAAUCUGUUUUUGGUACUGUGAUAUUGUGUCAUCUUCAACAGUGUAGAACAGGCCUGUCAAACUGGCGGCCUGUGGGCCAGAUGCGUCAUGUGCAGGCCACGCCCACUCUGGCUCUGCAAAGGCAAAAAAGUCACAAUACGUUGCAAUAUAUCAUGUGACGCAAUCGAGUUUGCCAUCUGUGGUGUAGAAUGAUGGAAAUAUGCCACAAAGUUCCACAUUGCAACUUUUAUGACGAUUCGGGGAUUUCAGGUGGACCAUAAGCCACUUAGGAACAGACGCAGUAUUGUGCCAGAAUGAUAAGGUACUGCCAAGUACAAGAGCAGAGGUAAUUUGGGGCAAGGUUUUCUAUGGAAAUGCAUCUUCAGAAGAUCAAAGGGGAUAUCAAGAAGACUGGAACAAUCUUCUAGGAAAUCCCAGCUAAGCUUUGAUUAGAAGGAACUGGGUUCCUGCAUAUACCUCUCAUGCAUUUGACCAUACAUUAUCAGUUGCCCAAGAUAUUUAGAACUUUUAAGUGUCUUUCACUUCAUCAUCGUUUAACUCUUCUAGUCAGAGCUAUCCUUCCAAAUGUUAUCCACACGUUUGCUGUUCUAUAUGUAAAAGCAAAAAUGAUUUGGAAUUAAUUUAUUCUAAAAAAAGGAAAGGUAAGUGACUUCUCAGAAUAGGGAAGAUGUCCAGCUAUACAACUUUAUCUAUAUCCAAUCCUAUUAUAGCUAAAAAAAAUUUUUUUAAAAUCAAAACUACCACCACAUGGAAAAUAAUUCUGUUGCUCAAAAUAUAUUCUUAUUUUCUUCCAAUUUUUCAGUCAGGUAACAUUCCCCAAAGCAUCUAUUUCCCUAUUCGUCACUAUCUUUUUCUUUAAUACAUUUUCUGUUUUAUUUUGAUUUAAGAAAAGCAUUUAAAUCAUUUGUCUUGCUUUCACUUUUUCUGUAAUUAAAGCAACUGUGAAACAUUAGUGAAGCAGAAAAUGCAAUUGAACAUAAUUUUCAGUAAGUGUUUCUAAAGGCAAGACUGGAUUAUUUUUUUUAUAAGGGAUUUCUUCUUUUUAAAAACAAACUCUUAAUUGUUCUUUUUUGUAUAUUGGCAGAGAGGGUAUAGUACCAAAGGGUAAGAAUGCACAUAGAAUAAUUAUAGCUGCUGUUUAAAACUCUUUGAGCAGUAAACUGAUUAUUGUCUGUUUAACACAUACUUUAAGGUAAAAUACAUGGCAUUUUCUUCAUUUGUCUUUCUUCCUUUUUACUAAGGUUGCCUGUCACUAAGGAAUUUAUUUUUUCAAAGCUGGGAACAAUAACUACAUUGCAUCAAUUGCAUUUUCUAUACUGAGUUUGAGGGUGAAUAAAGUACAGCUUCCUUUUCUCCACAUAGAAGUUCCAUUCAGAGUCAUUGAAUAUGGACCUCCUGUGGCAAAUCUCUAGUCCUUCUGAGGAAGAUUUGAGAAUGCCAUGGAGAUUUUGACAGAGCUUAGUCAGGCCUGGCUCGGAUGUUUAUUGCUGAGCAAUAAAUGAGUUGAGUUGACAUUUAGCUAAAAGCAAACAAGUCUCAUCCUGCCUGAAAGUUAAACGUGAACUAGGGCUUUGCAUGUGAUGGUAGUAAAUAACAUUAAAUGCUUUAUAAACAAGUAGACAUGGAACAGGAUUUAAACUUUCUAUUUUUCCCUCACUACCCACACAAACCUCCCAAGAAGAUUUGGCCACCAUAGUUUUUGCUCAAAAAUCUCUAGGAUGAUGUCUGAGUAUAAAUUCUGUCAUCCUCAUUGGGGAAUCAUCUGGGUGUGAUUCUGUUAAUCCUGCCUGUAGCACAUGUGAAUCACGCAACAGGUGAAAAACGCUUCCAGUAAUCUGCAUGUGAAGACCACGGUAUGUAAAUCAGUCACGUCUUUGAACUAUGAUGAGAUUUUUUUUCUUUUUGCUCUGUGAUGCUAAUUGAGGAAUUUGCGAAGUAGUAAGAUGCCAUGUUUACCUCAUUUGAUGAUGCAAGUAUUUCUACAAAUGUAUAUGCACUAAAAUCCAACUUCUUAUCAAAGCUAUAUGCAUGCUACAUUCCACCACUGAUAGGCAAUGUAUGUUGCUGUCUAGCUCUACUAUAAAGUGGCCCCUAGGUUCCCAUGUGACAAACGGGGGUGGGUGGGGGAAUUAGAAACUUGUGUGCUGGCUGUUCAUAAACGGCAUUGGUUUCAGCUAAGAGCCACUUAUCACUAGCAAAUGGUAUGUGUCACUCUUCUGUGGGUAAACUUGCAGGGUUAAUGCAAGUCAAGUGACCUCAUUUCUCAGCUAUGCAAUAUUAAUAAUUGUGACACAACAACCAGCUGCAAUUGCCCUUUCAAAGCGCUUUUGAAAUAACUUUCAUUUGCACCAUGCCAAUUCUGAGCCGCAGCUUUUCAAAGAUUGCCUUUUUAUAGGGCUUGGAAAUACAGCUUUAGAGCUGGCAAAUUUAAAUGUAAUUAUUUUUGUAAGAUAAUUCUUAAUGAGUUCUUGGAUCUCUUUUGAUGUUGGUGGCAAUUAUGAUUAGUGUCUAAUCCUUACACCAUGGGCCCAAUUCUCACCAGCCAUUUAUUUAUGAUGGCUUAUGGAAAGGACACAAUCCUGCUCAAUGUUAAUUAACAGUGGACUGUUACCUCUAUAUUAGUAAGAUUCUGAACUAAGGCACACAGCUAUGACCACAUGUUCAUCUAUUGGCUUUUUUUUUCUUAAGAAAAUGGACAUAAUUUGGCUUCAACUUGUACAUCAGGGUUGCUUUAUUUUCUCUUUGGUUCUCUAGUAACAAUAGGCUCUGCAGCUCAAUGCUAAAGACAAAUUUAGAAGCAGAGUCUCUUUCCAAGAUGGCUUUGAGAGAGCUAAUCUUGUUCAAAUAUUAUUGACUGAAGCUGUUUUACAAUCUCUUGUCCAAAAGCUGACUCAUUUGAUUGUGAAAUAAUCUUCCAUAAAUCCGGAUUAUAGAUGCAAAAGUUAAAAACCAUUGCGAAAGACUGUUUUUAUGUCUGUGCUCCACAUAUGCUCCUAAACAUAGUGCAGAUUUUCCUUCGUGGAAGCUUCUGGCAGAGAAUCCCGUCCCUCCCCCACUAUUUUAAAGGAAAUCUGUAUGACGCCAACUAAAUUGGGAUGGAUAUACUAUUAAUUUUCUCUUUUUCAGUUGCUGUUGUAGUUCAUUAGAUGGUACAUAAGCGGGGUGCAAAAAUCCAAGAUUUUCAUGUGUCUCUGUUGCCAUCUAGUUGCUGCCUGGAUUUUUUAAAAAAAACCAGAGAUCAAUGAACAGCCUAACCUCAUUGAUAUUUCAAACUUAAGAAUUUCAGCAAUUGAGGUUUGCAACCAGCGAGCUUAUUGGAGAAGCUUAUGUCUAGAUAUUAAAGCACAAAGUACUACUGUAUUUAAAAUGAAUUCAGAACCAAGUGCUGUAUUUAUGUGGCAUCUGUAAAUGGGGCUAGUUUCUCUGCCCUAGUAUUACAAAUUAGCUGCUAGCUUUAUUUGAAUUUGGGUAUCAAUUGGCUUAAAUAAAGUUCAGACAGGUUAGCUGGAUUUCAUUUUAUAUGCAACUAGCUUUAGCCAGAUUCUGUCUAUAUAUAUAUUCAAUAGACCCUGAAUAACACUGCAUGGUUAAGCAGUGAAAAGGGAAUUAUUUUUAUUUUUUGCACUAUAUGUAUAUUGAAUACUUUGGAUAUUAUAUUAUUUACCUUUUCAAUCAAACGAAUGCAUGCGUCCACUACUUAAAUGGGCUUGUUUCCUGCUUAUGGGUAGGAAUAAAGAGUUACUUGAAGGCACUGAAGGAAAAAAAAAACCUUUUAAAAGAAUUCACAUUUAGAGCAUAACUGAAUUAACAGAUUAGGGUAAUAUAAAUUGCACAGUGUUUCUGAAAACACAAAAUGAUUACUUUUGUUUGAAUUUCAGACAUUUAGAGAUUGUCUUUUGCAAUCCAGUUUUCAACUGGAUUCCAUUGUUUGUUUCUAAAUUAUCACUCCAAGUUAGAGUUUAAUCCUGGAUUAUGGAUAGAUGAUGAUUUGUUGCCAUGCAAAAUCAGGAGGGAGCCUGUAAGAUGCUGCUGGUGCUUAUAAUGGUUUGGUUAAGGCUGACAUCUGAAUGUGCUCAAUAUGUGAUAAGUAUAUCAUAUGAUAAGAAUCCAAAAUACUUUGUUUCCAAUAUCCUAAAUUAUUUUAUUUUUGUGUGUGGUAGCAAUAAACACUAAGAGGUUUAAUUUAUAAACAAUGUUUAAACAUAACGUUUAAGAUACAGUUUAAGACUAACAGAUGAUUAUAAAGGCAAAGCUUUUUAAAAAAAAUAAAAUAAAAUAAACUAGACUGAGAUACAAUGUAGCUGUGAUCCUGUACUAUUUACAGCCCAAUCCUCUGCAUGUUUGCCUCUGCAUACUCAUUUUAAACCAGGAUUGUCAAACUCUCGGCCCGCGGGCCGGAUGCGUCACACGCUGGCCACGCACACACCUGUUUUAGCGAAGGGGGAAAACGACCCGAUAAGUCACAUGACGCCGUGAGUUGACACCCCUGCUUUAAACAAUGGGAGUUAAUUCUAAAAAAACCUGCACAAGAUUGCAGCUGUAAUUGGUUCUAUGACCCUUCAAUCACAUUGCCCAUAAUAUUGAUUUGAUAACUCUUUAUACCUGAUUAAUGCUGAAGGAGGAACUGGUUGGUAGUGCGAUUCUAUUUCCCCGCCUUUCUUUCGGCUUCAAGACUUCAUAAAAAUGUUAACUUGUCAACAGGAAGUUAUAUGUAUUUUCUAGAACAUUGAAUUUUGGUUGAAUAAAGUUGAGCAAAUGAAACUGA